This is a messenger RNA of Lolium rigidum, 1530 nucleotides long. RefSeq names its product histone-lysine N-methyltransferase family member SUVH9-like. NCBI's taxonomy places the organism in Eukaryota, Viridiplantae, Streptophyta, Magnoliopsida, Poales, Poaceae. Gene Ontology annotation, molecular function: protein binding; histone methyltransferase activity; zinc ion binding. The record is from RefSeq and is a predicted model, not a curated record. Bases 1 to 1530 code for a protein of 509 amino acids. The transcript has a single exon. Gene Ontology annotation, cellular component: nucleus.
AUGGUGCGCGCCACCGUGCCCACGGAGGCGGACAUCCUGCAGGUCCGCACCCUCGCCCGCCGCGCGCGCCUCACAUUCGAGGCGCUCCGCGGCGUCUACGCCCGCCGCGCCGCCGCCUCCACGCCGCCCAGCCGCGGCGUCCGCCGCAACCGCGCCGACAUGCGCGCCCUCAGCACCAUGAUCUCCAGCAACCUCUGCCUCUACCGCGACAAGCGCAUCGUCGGCCCCGUCCCGGGCGUCUUCGUGGGCGACGUCUUCAACUACCGCGCCGAGCUCCUCGUCGUCGGCCUCCACAGCCACGCCCAGGCCGGCAUCGGCUUCGUGCCCGCCAGCCUCGCCGGCGAGGGCAAGCCCGUCGCCACCAGCGUCGUCUCCUACGGCGGCUACCUCGACGACCACGACAACGGGGACGUCCUCCUCUACGCCGGGACCGGCGGCCGUCCGCGCAACGGCCGCGCCGACCAGGAGCUCGAGGGCGGCAACCUCGCGCUCGCCAACAGCUGCAAGUACGGCGUCGAGGUGCGCGUCAUCCGCUGCCACGUAACCGACGCCAGCCCCAGCGGCAAGGUCUACGUCUACGACGGCCUCUACAAGGUCGAGUCCUCCACCCACAUCCCCGGCGACUCCGGCCGCGAGGUCUGCACGUUCAAGCUCGUGCGCCUCCCCGGCCAGGACCCGCUCGGCAGCAACACCUGGCACGCCGCCAGGAGCCUCGUCGACGACCUCGACGCAGGCGUCCGCCGCCCCGGCUACCUCACGCUCGACCUGUCCAGGGGCAAGGAGGCCAUCCGUGUCCCCGUCUGCAACACCGUCGACCAGGACAGGUCUCCGCUUGACGACACCAAGUACAUUGCGCGUCCCCGGUUCCCGCCGCCCAGGAUCGAGAGCCGCCGCAGGUGCUGCGGGUACAGGGCGUCGGCUUCUUACUCCAAGUCCAGGUGCGCCUGCGUGAAGAAGAACGGCGGCGGCGGCCCGCCGUACAACGCGGACGGCACGCUCGUCAAGGGGGUGCCGAUGGUGUACGAGUGCGGCGCCCAGUGCGCCUGCCCGCCGAGCUGCCCCAACCGUGUCACGCAGCGCGGCAUGAGGCACCGGCUGGAGGUGUUCCGCUCCGCGGAGACGGAGUGGGGCGUCAGGACGCUGGACCUCAUCCAGCCGGGCGCCUUCAUCUGCGAGUUCAGCGGAGAUGUGGUCGCCGCUGGCGCGUCCACGGACUGGGACGGCUACGUCGACCCGAGGAAGUUCCCGCCGAGAUGGAAGGAGUGGGGAGACGCCUCUGGGGUCGCGCUUCGGGACGACGAGGGGCCUCCAUUGCUUGCACAGUGCCCAGCGCCGCCGGCGUACGUGCUGGAUGUGUCCAGGAGGAGGAACUUCGCGCCAUACAUCUGCCACAGCGGCGCACCCAACGCUUUCAUCCAGUUCGUGGUCUGUGGUGAUGAGAGCGACGCAUUCCCUCACCUCAUGGUGUUCGCUUUGGAGACCAUCCCACCCAUGCGUGAUUUGAGUAUCGACUACGGCAUUGAUCAGUGA